GGAUUUUAGCUCAUUGAUGACGCUACCCUCACGUGACCGGGAGUCGACGUGUGCAGAAGUCCUCACAGUCCAGGGCCUGUUAGACUGAAGCAGCUCCCUUUCGCUGGAGAAGAAAAGUGCUUAUCAGGCCAGUAUAAAGGACUCUUGCAGGAGCGGCUUAAGCCGAGUGAAUCAACAGGGAGGCACCCCCCUCCACCCCAAUCUUUGCAGGAUUACUUUAUUCAAAGAGGAAAUAAACGAAAACACCAUGCAAACUUCUUGUGAAGAGAAUGAGGGCAACCCUCAGAACAUGCCAAAGGCUGAGGAAGACCGCCCUUCUGAAGAUGUAGCACAGGAGGCAGAAGAAAAUCCUCAGCCUCCUGAAGAAGGUGUAAACCAGGAAGCAGAAGGCAGCCUGGGAGGAGAGCUGAUUCAGCCUGACCAGGAAUUCAAAGAGGAUACCCCCGUUAGGCAUUUGGACCCUGAAGAAAUGAUAAGAGGAGUAGAUGAGUUGGAAAGGCUUAGGGAAGAGAUAAGAAGAGUAAGGAACAAGUUUGUGAUGAUGCAUUGGAAGCAAAGACAUUCCCGCAGCCGUCCUUAUCCUGUGUGCUUCAGACCUUAAAUUCCUUUUUGUAUGAUAUUAGAAUCUGGCCCCUGCUAUUUCUUUCUUUCUUUUUUUUUUUUUCAGUUAGCUUUCUUUCAUGUAUCUUAGUCCUUCAUUUUACUUUUAGUCCUCUGGUGGAAUUUUGUUUUAACUAGUUUCUUUGUUACUAGCCCCUUACUGGAUUCUGUAUUUUCAACUAUUUUUCGUGCCUAUUUUUCCAUUCAAAAGUUUCAUAUCAUAUGCAUGAAAAUAUGUUCAUUCCAUACCUUAAAGAAAAACAUUACAGGUUACAAAGCAGUGCAUUUAGUAAGAGCUUACAUGUUAGAUAGAAUUCCAAAUCGUGUGUGUAUGCAUAAGUACGUACAUCAAAAACUUGACUGCUUAUUUCUGUGUGGCGUGAUUUUUUUCCUUUUGCUUGUAUGUAUUUUUAACGAACACAUGUCACACACAAAAUGGAUAAAAGAUUUUUUUUAUAAGUAAGAGACAAAUUCUUUGCAACCAGCUGAUAAGGGCAAUGGGGCAUGUAAACUCUUGAAAGAACUAUUGAAAUGUUAACCUCAAAUCACCUCUGGACCUCUUAUCCAGAGGAAUAAAACUGGCAAUUAUUACACAUAA
Molecule: messenger RNA, 1198 nt
Organism: Erinaceus europaeus (western European hedgehog)
Lineage: Eukaryota; Metazoa; Chordata; Mammalia; Eulipotyphla; Erinaceidae
Gene: TCEAL8
Product: transcription elongation factor A like 8
Exons: 3
Coding region: 248-601 (117 amino acids)
Source: RefSeq, a predicted model, not a curated record